Molecule: messenger RNA, 2142 nt
Organism: Blepharisma stoltei
Lineage: Eukaryota; Ciliophora; Heterotrichea; Heterotrichida; Blepharismidae
Source: the annotation of a GenBank genome assembly
AUGCUCUUCCUAAAAUUGCAUGAGUGCUUUUUGUCAGCUGCGCAAGAUGAGGCAAUAAAAAACAUAGAGUCAUGGAACGUUUUCAUUGCUUUGGCUAUGAAAAACAACUUAUUUUCAACUGAAGACAUAAGCAGAAUUGAAAGAUUCCGCCCUUCUCUACCAGUUAAUUUUGAAUGUGCAAUAGCAACAAUAGCGCAAAUAGUCGAUAACCCUGAGUUUCACAAAAUAAUUGAAUACUCACUUAAGCUGCAUUCAAAGCUUAUCCAAGCCCGCGACGCAAUUGAACUAUGGAAUCCUGUGGUCAAGUAUGAAACUACUCUUCAAAAGUAAAUUACCUAGUAUUGAUAAUAAAAAAUAUAAGAGAUGUUCCUGUAUCUCUUAAAAAUUAUUCAAAUGCGAUUUAUAGAAUAUAAGCUUAUGUAUAACCUACUUUAUAUCUCACCUCUAAAAAUAAUAUAUAUAUUAGAAAAAUUUAACUAUGAUUAGCAGAUAUGAGCCAUAUGUUUUAUAUUAAUUAAUUGGGAUAUAUUAGGUUUUAUAUGAAUAAUAAGCUAUAAUAGAUUAAAUUAAUAAAGCAGAUUGGUUUAGCAAAUUAAUGCUAGAUUGUGUGUUUAAGGUGAAUAAUUAUGCUUGAAUUAUUUUGUCUCUAUCCAUUUUAAAGCCGAAUUCGGGUGGAUUCAUGUCUAAAAUUAGAUAAUAAAGUGAAAUACUUGUAUUUCUCUUCUAAUUUUCUUAUUUAUUUAGCAUAAAUUUUGUUCACAUAUAAAACUCUAGUGAUAUGAAAUAAAGUAUUUAAUGCAUUAGCAAACAUUCUAGAAAAUAGAGUUAGAAGAGCGAAAGAUCGAAUAUAUUGCAAUAUUACUGCAAUUUUUAUUAUCAAGACUAGUUAGUCUGGUGUGUUUCAUGCUUGACUAUCCUGGAAGUCUCAAUGAAGCUGAGCUUGCUCAACUUCUGUAUAAAAUCUAUAAAUCCUAUAUCUCCAUUCAAAAGUCUGAAGAGCUUUUGCAAGAUGUGGCAUCAAGGCUGAGCACUUAUAGCGAAGACGUUCAAAGAUCAGUUUAUGAUAAAAUUUAUGAUAAAUCUGAAACAAUCCUAACAGCUCAUAUAUUUCAAGAAGAGGAGUCCGCAAACAUAGAAAAGCUUUGACAUAAAGAAAGAGUGAGAAGCGUGCAGUAUAGAAAUCGGCCUAUUAAAGUGCUUCAAGAAUAUCCUGACGGAACUAUUAGGCAACAAGGAUUUUGCGCUAAAAGAGACAUUCCUGUUGAAGUAUUAGUUGUUCCGAGGCUGCUAUUGGAUUGUGAAGUACUUACAAAGCUCUUUAACAAAAUUUCUGCUCAUAAGCAGCUAUUUUUAUCAAAGUACUUCCAUAAUUAUCUUGGCUUUGAUGAUAUUUCUUCAGAUACAAGCAACUUGUAUUUUUUUGAAACACUCAAAGGAAUAACUGUUAGGAAGAUUUUAAAUGGGGUAAGAGUCAUAUAGAGAACCAUUGAGCAACUACCAACAUUGAUCAAAUAUUGAGCUAAAGAGCUUUUAAAUGCAUUCACCGAUCUUUUGCAUAAAUGCACCCACAGUGUUUUAUACCCCAUCACGUGCGCUAAUAUAUUUAUUCAGGAUAACGGCUUAAAGCUUUAUUUAAAAGGGGUCGAGUUUGGAGAUUUUAGAAACGAAGAUACGCAUCAUGAAACAGAAGCCAAACUGCUUGAAAUGUAUGGACAGAUCAUGCUUGAACUUUUAACUGGGAAUCCUAAGUUUAGGGAUUUUCAUAAGCUUUCUAAUUUUAACAUUGACUUAAGAUGCAUUGUCGAAGAGUGCACAAGAUCUUAUGAGAGAUUUCAAGAUAGCCUUGCGAAUUUUUUGAACCAAAGUGCUUUUGAAGAGAAUCAUCAUAGAAACACAUUAGAAGAGUUGGAAAAUCAGCUGGAAAACAUUAAGAAGGCAAAAGAAGACUGUGCGAACAGAAGAAAGCGGCCGAAAGUCAAAAAACUAGAACCACCCAGCUAUAUAAGAGAAUCUUUGACCUUUGCCAGACUUCACACACACCCUUUCUUUAACGUUUACUCAGAACUGGAUUCCUUUGAGUUCGAUAAAGUUAUUGAUGAGUUCGACCUUCUGUCAAGAGACACAAAUAUAAUAACUGUUUAA